AUGCCCUCUCCGGGCCAUUCGCGAUCGCAGUCGGAACGAGUUCCAACCGGAAGCACUAGCUACGGACAGGUCAUCGAAUACAUUCAAGAUCGGCUCUAUCUCGCCUCCUAUACCCAUCCUCCAAAUGCGCAUACCCCGUUCCCCUACCCCGUGAAAGAGAGCCGCUCGCCAUCGAAGCGCUCAACGAAGGCACAGGGAGGCCCGACCGCCGCAGCCAGCCCGUCAAAGGCCAGCCCUCCUGUAUACUUCUCUAUAGAUCGCACGCUCCUAUACAAUGCUUUCUAUCAUGACUUCGGUCCGCUACACAUUGGCCAUCUCUAUCGUUUCGCGGUACAGUUACAUGAGGUGCUUGGUGACCCUGCGAAUGAGGAGAGAAGCGUUGUCUUCUGGUGCCACGCUGACUCAAGGAGUCGUGCAAAUGCUGCCUGUAUCCUUGCAUGUUACAUGGUUAUGAUUCAAGCCUGGCCACCACAUCUAGCACUUGCGCCCAUUGCGCAGAUGGAACCACCCUGCAUGCCUUUCAGGGAUGCAGGUUAUAGUCAAGCUGACUUCACUCUAAACAUACAGGACAUCGUGUACGGUGUCUGGAAGGCAAAAGAGGAGGGACUGGUCGGUCUGAAAGAUUUUAGCCUUGAAGAAUAUGAGAAGUAUGAACGCGUCGACAUGGGCGACUUCAACUGGUUAACUCCCAACUUCCUCGCAUUUGCAUCGCCACAACAUCAACCCAUUGCACCGAUCCCUACCACCUCGCCAUUGUUUGCUGCUCUCCCUUCCAGUAUCGCAGAGGUCCAGAAAUCGAAAUUACCAACUCCAUUCAAGAACGUCUUAUCUCAUUUCUCGGCGCGCAACAUCGGCCUUGUAGUUCGUCUAAACUCUGAACUCUACUGUCCAUCGUACUUCACUGCACUUGGGAUUCAGCACCUCGAUAUGAUAUUUGAUGACGGGACCUGUCCUCCCUUGGGCUUGGUCAGGAAAUUUGUGAACAUGGCUCACGAGAUGAUUGCGAACAAUAAAGGCAUCGCUGUGCAUUGCAAAGCCGGUCUCGGCCGCACGGGUUGUCUAAUCGGCGCGUACCUCAUAUACAGACACGGUUUCACAGCAAACGAAGUGAUUGCGUUCAUGAGAUUCAUGCGUCCAGGGAUGGUGGUCGGCCCCCAGCAACACUGGCUCCACCUUAAGCAGGGAGUGUUCCGAGAGUGGUGGUUCGAAGACUCGAUGAAGGAAAAGCUUCGAGCUAUGGCUCCUUCGACUCCUACGAAACAUAAGCAACGCCUUGCUAGCAAUGGUCAGACAUUCACACCUCCGAACGGAGGAUCAAAGCGGUCCGCACUAGGCGAGAUAACGUCAAACGAUCAAUCAUCUGGCGGCGCCAUAGAUGUAGCCGAGGACAAUUUACCUGCGCCAACGCCUGGCCAGCCACGAAAGACCAGCAAGGUGUACGGACCGAGCUCAAGGCACAACUCACCAAUGCGUCGUUCAGAAAAUGAGCCAUUUGUUCACCCUGAUACCGAAGUAGUUACCAUGUCACGUCACACUCAGGGUGAUUCAGAAUCAGAGGAAGAAUUCCAGCUCCGCAUGAUGCGGAGGAAUACUUCGCGAUCGCCAAUGCAGUCGUCAUCGAAAAGACGCGCUAUUAGCUGCACUACCACCAUGACUACAUCUACGACAUAUAUGACUGGUGGUGAAAGCGACGUCGAAAAUCAAGGUGUCAAUGCCAGACCUAAGACACCAGGUAGCACGAAGAGUGGCAGUGGAGCAAGCGCGAUAACGGUAGGCAAGCAACGAAGCCCCAUCCGGCGAAGUACCACCGACACUAAGAAUGGAGUACGAAAGACCAGCGGGAGGGUUGGAAGCGUUGGAACACUGGCCAGCUCCAAAUCGCGGUGA
This is a messenger RNA of Pseudovirgaria hyperparasitica, 1887 nucleotides long. Its product is annotated as tyrosine-protein phosphatase CDC14. Gene Ontology annotation, molecular function: protein serine/threonine phosphatase activity; protein tyrosine/serine/threonine phosphatase activity. The transcript is spliced from 4 exons. The record is from RefSeq and is a predicted model, not a curated record. Bases 1 to 1887 code for a protein of 628 amino acids. Gene Ontology annotation, biological process: positive regulation of cytokinesis; protein dephosphorylation; regulation of exit from mitosis. NCBI's taxonomy places the organism in Eukaryota, Fungi, Ascomycota, Dothideomycetes, Acrospermales, Acrospermaceae. Gene Ontology annotation, cellular component: mitotic spindle midzone; centrosome; nucleolus.